CCGGCUGGGAGCAGAUCAGGGAGGGCGAAUUGGGGGCGAAAGAGGAAUUAGAAAGAAAGGGGGUUAACCAAAUAAUCCCAGAACCAGGCUCGACCCAGGCUGGAGCCAGGGAGACCGGGCGCAAGAGAGCGCAGCACCGCAGCGGCACGACCCGGCAGAGCGCGCUCAGCACUGACUUUUGCUGCAGCCUUCCCUUUCCCCUUUUCUUUUAAUACCGAGAAGGCGCCAGCGGCGGCCGCACACGCGAGCGCCACGCGAGGCUCCCGAAGCCAACCGCGGCGGGAGGAGGGGAGGGAGGAGGCGGCGCAGAGGGAAGACGAUCGCCUAGGCACCUUCCUCCGCCGCAGCUGGAGAACUCCGCGGCCUUCCGCGCGUUUCUUCUCUUUUAACUUUCCUCCGGUGCCCGUUUCUCCUCUCUCCUUUUCUUCACCCCCUCUGAUAGUGCCUCCGAGCCCCGCGUCCCCCUAGAGCUCCGCGUCCCCCCACGCGCACUCCUCGCACUCCUCUCUCGCUCUUCCCCGCGACUCUUUGACCGGGCAUGGAGAGCUCUGGCAAGAUGGAGAGCGGAGCCGGCCAGCAGCCGCAGCCCCCGCAGCCCUUCCUGCCGCCUGCCGCCUGCUUCUUUGCUACGGCGGCGGCGGCAGCAGCAGCAGCAGCGCAGAGCGUGCAGCAGCAGCAGCAGCAACCGCAGCCGCAGCAGGCGCCGCAGCUGAGCCCAGUGGCCGAGGGCCAGCCCUCAGGGGGCGGUCACAAGUCAGCGGCCAAGCAGGUCAAGCGCCAGCGCUCGUCCUCUCCGGAACUGAUGCGCUGCAAACGCCGGCUCAACUUCAGCGGCUUCGGCUACAGCCUGCCGCAGCAGCAGCCGGCCGCCGUGGCGCGCCGCAACGAGCGUGAGCGCAACCGGGUUAAGUUGGUGAACCUGGGCUUUGCCACCCUCCGGGAGCACGUCCCCAACGGAGCGGCCAACAAGAAGAUGAGCAAGGUGGAGACGCUGCGCUCGGCUGUCGAGUACAUCCGCGCUCUGCAGCAGCUGCUGGACGAGCACGACGCGGUGAGCGCCGCCUUCCAGGCGGGCGUCCUUUCACCCACCAUCUCCCCCAACUACUCCAACGACAUGAACUCUAUGGCGGGUUCUCCGGUCUCAUCCUACUCCUCAGACGAGGGAUCUUACGACCCUCUCAGCCCAGAGGAACAGGAGCUGCUGGACUUCACCAACUGGUUCUGAGGAGCUGCCGACCCCUGCUGGGGAUGGACUUUGGAAGUAGGGAGACAGCAGAUCCUGCAUCUUUAGUGUGUCUCGCCAAGGACAUUGAGAGUGAGGAAGAAACAAAUGGAGAAAGAAGAAAACAAACCAGAAGGACGACCUCCAGGGGCAACGUGACUAUGAUGCCCUGUUCUCAGCAAACAGGGUUGGGCUGCAAACAGCACUUCUGCACUCCAGUCCUUCUCGGAGACGAAUGAGUGACUGGUAGCUGAACCUAAGCCCAAGUCACAGCUGGUGUGCAAAAGCAGUGGCUUCCUUUCCUAGAGCAAGAGAGCCACGCGCUCUUCAGUAACUCCCAGCCAGCCACUAACAGGCAGGGUUGAAAGCACUUGCCAGUGCCUUCACCUCUUGCCCUCUGCCCUCUGCCCAAACCAAGUCCUAGCCCUUUGGACUGGGUUGAUGUCUUUCCUUAGUAAGCCCCAUCCCAGCAAGCUGUGGGCAUUUGUCUGCUAAACCAUACUCGGUUCUUGGACACUCUUCCCCUAUCCUGGUGGUCUCCUCCCCAAGCCCUAAUUCUCUCUCCCACUGUCUUUGCUUCUGUUUUCAUCAUAGAAUGCUUCCAAUCUUUGUGAAUUUUUUUAUUAUAAGAAAAAAAUCUAUUUGUAUCUAUCCUAACCAGUUUGGGGAUAUAUUAAGAUAUUUUUGUACAUAAGAAAGAGAGAGAAAAUUUAUAGAAGUUUUGUACAAAUGGUUUAAAAUGUGUAUAUCUUGAUACUUUAACAUGUAAUGCAAUUACCUCUGCAUACUUUGUAGCCCAUCUUACAACUGCCGUUCCCCCUUGUGGUUUCGUAGGGAACUCCCUUUGUAGGUGAGAUUUAAGUGCCACCAGAAUGACUUCAGCACCGAUGUGUCUUACUUCCUAGAAACGUUGUUAAUGUAUUGAUGAUGUUAUUAAAAAACUGUUCAAGAAGAACAAAGUUCAUGCAGCUACUGUCCAAACGCAAAGUGGCGGCCAGUUGCUUUCCAUGGGUUGCCUUUUGGAAAUUUCUACCACUGCCUUUUUUCCCCCUUACUGUUUUAUUACAA
Molecule: messenger RNA, 2290 nt
Organism: Chionomys nivalis (European snow vole)
Lineage: Eukaryota; Metazoa; Chordata; Mammalia; Rodentia; Cricetidae
Gene: Ascl1
Product: achaete-scute family bHLH transcription factor 1
Exons: 2
Coding region: 539-1225 (228 amino acids)
Biological process (GO): developmental process; regulation of transcription by RNA polymerase II
Molecular function (GO): RNA polymerase II transcription regulatory region sequence-specific DNA binding; protein dimerization activity; DNA-binding transcription factor activity, RNA polymerase II-specific
Source: RefSeq, a predicted model, not a curated record